Messenger RNA from Acanthopagrus latus (yellowfin seabream), 7429 nucleotides. Its product is annotated as myosin heavy chain, fast skeletal muscle-like. NCBI's taxonomy places the organism in Eukaryota, Metazoa, Chordata, Actinopteri, Spariformes, Sparidae. Gene Ontology annotation, molecular function: actin filament binding; ATP binding; cytoskeletal motor activity. Gene Ontology annotation, cellular component: myosin complex. The record is from RefSeq and is a predicted model, not a curated record. Bases 213 to 6386 code for a protein of 2057 amino acids. The transcript has 40 exons.
CCUCCAGGAGACUGUACCAGAGGCCACAAAGUUAUUAAAGCUGGUCUUAACGAUACCUGCUACAACGGCAUCCGUGGAGAGGACGUUUUCAGCUUUAAAGCGCAUCAAGACGUAUAACCGUAAUAGGAUGCACCAGGAUAGACUUUCAGCAUUGGCGCUGAUUUCCAUUGAAAAGGAGAGACUCAUGACAUUACAGAACGCUGCAAACAAGGAUGACUUCUACAACAAAGUCAUCAACAAGUUCGUGCAGAGGGACAGGCGCAUGGACUUCAUCUACAAAUAAAUUCCCUCUGGGCUGUGUUGCAGAGAUGAGUUCGGAUGCUGAGAUGGCUGUGUUUGGGGAGGCUGCCCCGUACCUGAGGAGACCUGAAAGAGAGAGAAUCGAAGCCCAAAAUCGUCCCUUUGAUGCCAAAACUGCAGUGUUUGUGGUGGACCCAAAGGAGCUGUUUGUCAAAGGCACUCUGCAAAGCAAAGACGGCGGCAAAGCCACCGUGAAAACUAACGCAGGACAGGUUGUUUCGGUGAAGGAUGAUGAAAUCUUCCCCAUGAACCCGCCCAAGUUCGACAAGAUCGAGGACAUGGCCAUGAUGACCCACCUCAACGAGGCCGCCGUGCUGUACAACCUCAAAGAGCGUUACGCAGCGUGGAUGAUCUAUACCUACUCUGGGCUCUUCUGUGUCACUGUGAACCCUUACAAGUGGCUCCCAGUGUACAACCAAGAGGUCGUGGUGGCCUACAGGGGCAAAAAGCGCCAGGAGGCUCCACCUCACAUCUUCUCCAUCUCCGACAACGCCUAUCAGUUCAUGCUCACUGAUAGGGAAAACCAGUCCAUCCUUAUCACCGGAGAAUCUGGUGCGGGAAAGACGGUCAACACCAAACGAGUCAUCCAGUACUUUGCAACAAUCGCGGGGACUGCGGACAGGAAGAAAGAUGCUGCCGCCUCUGGAAAAUUACAUGGGAAUCUGGAAGACCAGAUCAUCUCUGCUAACCCACUGCUGGAGGCCUUUGGGAAUGCCAAAACUGUCAGGAAUGAUAACUCUUCCCGUUUCGGCAAAUUCAUAAGAAUCCACUUUGGUACCACAGGGAAACUGUCCUCCGCCGACAUUGAAACUUACUUGCUGGAAAAAUCCAGAGUAACGUUUCAGCUGGCUGCGGAGAGGAGUUACCAUAUUUUCUACCAGAUCAUGUCCAACAAGAAGCCCGAGCUCAUAGAGACACUCCUCAUCACCACCAACCCCUACGACUUCCCGUUUGUGAGCCAAGGGGAGAUCUGCGUGGCCAGCAUUGAUGACAGCGAGGAGCUGAUGGCCACGGAUAGUGCUAUUGACAUCCUGGGCUUCACUGGAGAGGAGAGGAUUGGCAUCUACAAGCUCACAGGUGCUGUGAUGCAUUACGGGAAUAUGAAGUUCAAGCAAAGGCAGAGAGAGGAGCAAGCAGAGCCAGACGGGACAGAGGUGGCUGACAAAGCAGCUUACCUGAUGGGUCUGAACUCUGCUGACCUGCUGAAAGCUCUGUGUUACCCCAGAGUGAAGGUUGGCAACGAGUAUGUGACCAAAGGGCAGACAGUUCAGCAGGUCUACAACUCUAUCGGUGCUCUGGCCAAAUCCGUCUAUGAGAAGAUGUUUAUGUGGAUGGUCCUCCGCAUUAACCAGAUGCUGGACACCAAGCAGCCCAGGCAGUUCUUCAUCGGGGUCCUGGACAUUGCUGGGUUUGAAAUCUUUGACUACAACAGUCUGGAACAGCUGUGCAUCAAUUUCACCAAUGAGAAACUGCAACAGUUUUUCAACCACCACAUGUUCGUGCUGGAGCAAGAGGAGUAUAAGAAGGAAGGCAUCGAGUGGGAGUUCAUUGACUUUGGGAUGGACCUGGCUGCCUGUAUAGAGCUCAUUGAAAAGCCAAUGGGCAUCUUUUCCAUCCUCGAAGAGGAGUGUAUGUUCCCCAAAGCAUCCGACACCACCUUCAAAAACAAGCUGUAUGACCAACAUCUGGGAAAAUCCGGCAACUUCCAGAAGCCCAAGCCUGUCAAAGGCAAGGCUGAGGCUCACUUCUCCCUGGUGCAUUAUGCUGGCACUGUGGACUACAGCAUCACGGGCUGGCUGGACAAGAACAAGGACCCGCUGAAUGAUACUGUAGUCCAGCUCUACCAGAAAGCUAGCCUCAAACUACUGGCUUUCCUAUAUUCUAACUAUUCCACAGCUGAUGAUGCUACCGGUGGAGCCGGUGCCUCUAAGAAAGCAGCAAAGAAGAAGGGCUCGUCCUUCCAGACUGUGUCAGCCCUCUUCCGGGAGAAUCUGGGAAAGCUGAUGACAAACCUUAAGAGCACCCAUCCUCAUUUUGUUCGGUGUUUAAUUCCAAAUGAGACUAAAACUCCAGGCAUUAUGGAGCACCACCUUGUCAUCCAUCAGCUGCGAUGCAACGGUGUGCUGGAAGGAAUCAGGAUCUGUAGGAAGGGCUUCCCCAGUAGGAUCCUGUACGGGGAUUUCAAGCAAAGGUACAAAGUACUGAAUGCUAGUGUGAUACCUGAGGGACAGUUCAUUGACAACAAGAAAGCUGCUGAGAAGCUCUUGGGGUCUAUCGAUGUGGAUCACACACAGUAUAAGUUUGGGCACACCAAGGUGUUCUUCAAAGCUGGACUCUUGGGUCUGCUAGAAGAGAUGAGGGAUGAAAAACUGGCCUCUCUCAUCACCAUCACUCAGGCCUUGUGUCGUGGCUUCCUAAGAAGGAGGGAGUAUCAGAAAAUGAUGGAGAGGAGAGAGUCCAUUUACAUCGUCCAAUACAACAUCCGCUCCUUCAUGAAUGUGAAACACUGGCCAUGGAUGAAGCUCUACUUUAAGAUCAAGCCACUGUUGAGGAGCGCUGAGACCGAGAAGGAGAUGGCCGCCAUGAAAGUGGACUUCGCCAAGUGUAAGGAGGAUUUAGCCAAAGCUGAGACCAAGAGGAAGGAGCUGGAAGCUAAAAUGGUUUCAUUGCUUCAGGAGAAGAACGACUUGAGUCUGCAGAUUCAGUCUGAAAGUGAGAGUCUGGCAGACGCAGAGGAACGAUGUGAGGGGCUUAUUAAGAACAAGAUUUCACUGGAGGCCAAAACCAAAGAACUGAGCGAGAGACUGGAGGAUGAGGAGGAGGUGAACGCCGAGCUAACUGCCAAGAAGAGGAAGCUGGAGGACGAGUGCUCCGAGCUGAAGAAAGACAUCGAUGACUUGGAGCUCACCUUGGCCAAAGUGGAGAAGGAAAAACAUGCCACUGAAAACAAGGUGAAGAAUCUGACCGAGGAGAUGUCCUCUCUGGAUGACACCAUCGCCAAGUUGUCCAAGGAGAAGCUGGCCCUGCAGGAGGCCCACCAGCAGACACUGGAGGAUCUGCAGGCCGAGGAAGACAAAGUCAGCUCUUUGACCAAGGCCAAGAUCAAGCUGGAACAACAAGUAGAUGAUCUUGAGGGCUCUCUGGAACAAGAAAAAAAGGUGCGGAUGGAUGUCGAGCGAGCCAAAAGAAAGCUUGAAGGCGAUCUGAAACUGAGUCAAGAAUCCAUAAUGGAUUUGGAAAAUGACAAGCAACAACUGGAAGAACGCCUUAAAAAGAAAGACUUUGAAUUCAGCCAGCUUGUAUGCAAGAUCGAGGAUGAGCAGAGUGUGGCGGCACAGUCUCAGAAGAGGAUCAAGGAGCUUCAGGCCCGCAUUGAGGAGCUGGAAGAGGAGAUCGAGGUGGAGCGUGUCGCCAGGGCGAAGGUGGAAAAGCAGAGGUCCGACCUCUCCAGGGAGCUGGAGGAGAUCAGUGAGAGGCUGGAGGAGGCCGGGGGAGCCACCGCCGCUCAGGUGGAGAUGAACAAGAAGCGAGAGGCGGAGUUUCAGAAACUGAGACGAGACCUGGAGGAGUCGACGCUCCACCACGAGGCCACCGCUGCCGCUUUAAGAAAGAAACACGCCGACAGUGUGGCUGAGCUGGGAGAGCAGAUCGACAACCUUCAGCGGGUCAAACAGAAGCUGGAGAAGGAGAAGAGUGAGUACAAGAUGGAGAUCGAUGACCUGUCGAGCAACAUAGAGGUCACGGUCAAGUCAAAGAUUAAUUAUGAGAAGAUGUGCCACGCUCUGGAUGACCAGCUGGGAGACUACAAGACAAAACACGAUGAGAACACUCGCCUGAUCGCUGAGAUCAACGCUCAGAGGGCAAAACUUCAGAACGAAAACGGUGAGCUCUCUCGUCUUCUUGAAGAGAAAGAAGCAAUACUCUCUCAGAUGCUGAGAGCUAAGAUGGCCUUCGCUCAGCAAAUUGAGGAGCUGAAGAGGCAGGUUGAAGAGGAAACGAAGGCUAAGAACGCCCUCGCCCACGCCCUCCAAUCUGCACGUCACGACUGCGAUCUGCUGAGGGAGCAGUUUGAGGAGGAGCAGGAGGCCAAGGCUGAACUCCAGAGAGCGCUGUCCAAGGCCAACAGUGAGGUGGCGCAGUGGAGAACCAAAUACGAGACUGACGCCAUUCAGCGCAAUGAUGAGCUGGAGGAGGCUAAGAAAAAGCUUGCCCAGCGUCUGCAGGAGGCUGAGGAGACCAUUGAGGCUGUGAACGCGAAGUGCUCAUCUUUGGAGAAGACGAAGCAGAGGCUGCAGGGAGAGGUGGAGGACCUCAUGGUCGAUGUGGAGAGGGCGAACGCUCAAGCGGCUGGCCUGGAUAAAAAGCAGAGGAGCUUUGAUAAGAUUCUGUCUGAGUGGAAGCAGAAGUAUGAGGAGUGUCAGUCAGAGCUGGAUGGAUCACAGAAGGAGACUCGCUCCCUCAGCACCGAGCUCUUCAAAAUGAAGAACUCGUACGAGGAAGCUCUGGAGCACCUCGAGGUCCUCAAGCGAGAGAAUAAAAACCUGCAACAGGAAAUCUCUGAUUUGACUGAACAACUUGGAGAGAAUGGUAAAGCCAUCCAUGAGCUGGAGAAGACUAAGAAGCAAAGUGAGACGGAGAAGACAGAGAUCCAGACCGCUUUGGAAGAGGCUGAAGCUUCUCUGGAACAUGAGGAAUCUAAAAUCCUGCGUGUCCAGCUGGAGCUGGCUCAGGUCAAAGGAGAGGUCGAUCGCAGGGUGGCUGAGAAGGACGAGGAGAUCGAGCAGAUGAAACGCAACAAUCAGCGCAUUGUGGAAACCAUGCAGUCCGCCUUGGAUUCCGAGACGCGCUGCAAGAACGAUGCCAUGAGAAUCAGGAAGAAGAUGGAGACCGACCUCAACGAGAUGGAGAUCCAGCUGAGCCACGCCAACAGGCAGGCAGCUGAGGCCCAGAAGCAGCUGAGGAACAUCCAAGCCCACCUCAAGGAACAAACCCUUCGCCUGGACGAGGCGCUGCGGAGCCACGAGGACCUGAAGGAGCAGGUGGCCGUGAUGGAGCGCAGGAGCUGCCUGAUGCAGGCGGAGGUGGAGGAGCUGAGGGCCGCUCUGGAACAGUCGGAAAGAAGCCGCAAACUGGCUGAACAGGAACUGGCUGAUGCCUGUGAGAGAGUGGGGCUGCUGCACUCCCAGAACACCAGUCUCCUCAACUCCAAGAGGAAGCUGGAUGCAGACGUCAGCCAGCUGCAGGGCGAGGUGGAGGAUGCCAUCCAGGAGGCUCGAAAUGCAGAGGAGAAAGCCAAGAAGGCCAUCACUGAUGCGGCCAUGAUGGCCGAGGAGCUGAAGAAGGAGCAGGACACCAGCAGCCACCUGGAGAGGAUGAAGAAGAACCUGGAGGUGUCCGUGAAGGACCUGCAGCACCGUCUGGAUGAGGCCGAGAGCCUGGCUUUGAAGGGAGGAAAGAAACAGCUCCAGAAACUGGAAAAUCGGGUGCGCGAGCUGGAGGCCGAAGUGGAGAGUGAGCAGAAAAGAGCUGCUGAUUGUGUCAAAGGAAUCCGCAAAUAUGAGCGGAGAGUGAAGGAGCUCACGUACCAGACUGAGGAGGACAAGAAGACCGUCCUGAGACUGCAGGACCUGGUGGACAAGCUGCAGCUCAAAGUCAAGGCCUACAAACGGCAGAACGAAGAGGCGGAGGAGCAGGCCAGCACUCACCUGGCCAAGCUGAGGAAGGUGCAGCACGAGCUGGAGGAGGCACAGGAGCGAGCAGACAUCGCCGAGUCCCAAGUCAAUAAGUUGAGAACCAAGAGCAGAGACUUUGGAAAGGAGAACAGCGUGGACCUCCACUCGCCAACACUGGCAAAGCCUGCAAGUGAAACAGCUUGGACAGCCUGCAGGGAGCUCAGCCAAUCAAAAAACACAGACCUGUCUCAAAGAUGUAGCUGGGAGGCUGUUCUGAAGUGGGAAAGGUUUUAUGCCUUUGUGUGCUGCAUGAGAACAAGAUGUUCACAUUGUUGUCCUCAAAGGAAUGACAACGGAAACACGUCAAGCUGCCGACAAUACAGCACUUGGACUUACCGUGACCUAAAUGCCUGAGACCCUUCAUCAUCAUGAGACCCUUGCACAUUUUUGCUACUCCCCGGAGCCUUAAAGAUUAAGAAAAAAAAUGUCAUCCUGUUGGGAAAUUGUUGUGUGUUUGCGGUCAGCUUUAAUCUGACACGUCACCGAGGACUCACUCUUCCAGGAAGCUUCGUCCGGCCAGCGGCCAGUUCUUCGUAUCUUCAGUACUUAAAUAAAAGGGAACUUGGCGCUGCAGCUUCAUGGGCAUCUUCUGCAACACACAACGCGAAGGUUAUGCUCAUGUAUCAGUCUGAUGAGUCUUGUGGGAUUUGCGUUCAAAACAUCACAAAAGGAUUAUCAAUAUUAUUCAACUUGGAAUACUUUAUACUUACUUUGUCUUUUACCAAACAGGUUAAUAAGCAGAAAUGGGAGAGGUCAUUGAAUCCACGUCGUUCAUACUCAUACUCUUGAUUGCAAUUGAUGACUCAGCAUUCAUUUGAACGUUUUUAACAGAAAGCAAGAUCGCAAAAACAACCCAGGAUAAGACUGUCCUAUAAUUCCUUUAUUAAUGUACCUGUGAUUUAUUAUGCAGCCAACGUUAGAGAAAUGGUGAAAGCAAAACCACCAUUUCAUAACUGUGAGAAAUGUUAUCAUCAGUGUUCGUCAUACGUUGACUAAAGAGGAUUAUGAAAGAAAUCAAAUCUCAUCAGUUUAUUUAUGUAGCCCAAACUCACACUCACUGUGCCUCAGUGGGCUUUACAGUCUGUACAGUGAAUACAGUGAAAAUCUGCGUGUAGUAGAUGCUGCAUGUACAGAACUGAGCAACAAAAUCACAGUCCACAAAUGAGAUUGACACAUCUUCAUGGACAAACUUUCCAAACUUUUCCAGGAUGUUUCUUGAACCCAUAGUAACUUUUCCCAUGACCAUUCACAACCCAUAAAUACCCAGUAUAUAUGCUGCACUUGAGUUCAGAUCAUUAUAGCGCCUUUUUUUUCAUGUCUAAUGCCUGAAUUAUCUCUCACGUCUUCUCUUGUUGGAUGUGCCUCCUUCUUUUUUAAAUUUUUUUGUUUGUUUGUUU